Messenger RNA from Hipposideros armiger (great roundleaf bat), 1332 nucleotides. It is a transcript of the gene ZNF830, whose product is annotated as zinc finger protein 830. The transcript has a single exon. Gene Ontology annotation, biological process: nuclear DNA replication; mitotic DNA damage checkpoint signaling; mitotic DNA replication checkpoint signaling. Gene Ontology annotation, cellular component: spliceosomal complex; nucleus. Gene Ontology annotation, molecular function: zinc ion binding; nucleic acid binding. The record is from RefSeq and is a predicted model, not a curated record. Bases 22 to 1158 code for a protein of 378 amino acids. NCBI's taxonomy places the organism in Eukaryota, Metazoa, Chordata, Mammalia, Chiroptera, Hipposideridae.
GCCUUGGGUCCGGUCGCAAAGAUGGCGUCCUCCGCCUCGGCUCGGCCUUCGGCCGGGAAGCGAGUGGUGAAUCAGGAUGAAUUGCGGCGGUUGAUGAGGGAGAAGCAGCGUCAGAGCACCAACCGGAAACGGAUAGACUCUCCACUUGCGAAGUACAACCGUUUGGGACAGCUGAGUUGUGCCCUGUGUAACACCCCGGUUAAGAGCGAGCUGCUGUGGCAGACUCACGUCCUGGGAAAGCAACACCGAGAGAAAGUAGCCGGGCUGAAAGGUGCGAAGGAAGCCCCCCAGGGCCCAUCAACCAGUGCAGUGCCGCAGUCCACCAAGAGGAAGGCGCCGGACGCAGAGAGCCACGAUGCCAAAAGAGCGAAGGGAGCCUUGGUGCCUCAGGGACAGCCCUCCACGUCCGCUUUGCCCACCAACGUUGACAAAGCAGGGAAGGAGUCCACUAAAGCGACCCUCGGUAAGCCUUCGGGACUCGGUUUAAUCCCUGAUUAUGAAGAUGAAGAGGAGGAGAAGGAGGGAGAGGAGGAGGAAGAGGAGGCGGAGGUGGAAGGAGGAGAAAAGAAACCGGGGGACGCCAGCAAGCAGCCGCCUGACGCACAGAGCAAGGAACACGCACAUUCUUCCUCCCGGGAGGCAACAGGUAUGCUGCCAAGUGAUUUCUCGAAUACAAAUCCUCCCAAGGCCCCUUUAAUUCCUCAUUCAGGGUCAAUUGAGAAAGCAGAAAUACAUGAAAAAGUAGUGGAAAGGAAAGAGAACACCGCGGAAGCAUUACCCGAAGGUUUUUUUGACGACCCUGAGAUAGAUGCGAAAGUACGAAAGGUUGAUGCCCCGAAGGAUCAGAUGGACAAAGAGUGGGACGAAUUUCAAAAAGCCAUGAGACAGGUCAACACCAUUUCCGAAGCCAUAGUUGCUGAAGAGGAUGAGGAGGGACGGUUGGACCGGCAGAUUGGGGAGAUCGAUGAGCAGAUAGAGUGUUACCGGCGGGUGGAGAACCUGCGGAAUCGCCAGGAUGAAAUAAAAAAUAAACUUAAAGAGGUUCUGACCAUAAAAGAACUGCAGAAAAAGGAAGAAGAGAAUGUUGACAGCGACGAUGAGGGGGAACUGCAGGAUUUAUUGUCUCAGGAUUGGAGGGUGAAAGGGGCUUUGUUAUAGGGUUUCAAGGACCCAAGAUUUCUAACACUGCGAUUCUAUAAAAGUGUUUUUUCUGUUGGUUACUCCAUGCCUGGUGGUUUGAUAACCUGACUGGGUUGUUGUGGUGCAAUGAGCACUUUGGAAAAUUCGUGUAAAAUAUUUCUGAGGUAAAGUUGUUUUGAAAUUUUUGAAGUA